AUGUCCUCCUCGCAGCAGCUCGAGGUUGGAGAAGGGGAGGAGAGUGGCCUCGACGAAGAGCUCAGGAAACAGGCGGUGCGCGAGACGGGCAGGGGCAGUGCGUCGCCCGCCGGGAGGAAGGUGACCUUCGGGUUCCACCUGGUGGAGGGCAAGACGCCGCACGGCAUGGAGGACCGCCACGUCGCCGAGUUCCGGCGGCUGGAGGACGGCAACGAGGUCGGCCUCUUCGCCGUGUUCGACGGGCACGCCGGCGCCGACGUCGCAACCUACCUCCGCGAGCACCUGUUCGACGACAUCCUCCGCGAGCCGGGCUUCUGGACGGACACCGUGGACGCCAUACGCCGCACCUACCACCGCACGGACCGGAGGGUGCUCGAGAUGACGGAGGAGGAGGGCGACGGCGAGGAGAGGCGCCGGCGGAACGCCGGGUCGACGGCGGUGACGGCGAUCCUGAUCAACGGCGAGAGGCUGGUGGUGGCGAACGUGGGCGACUCCCGCGUCGUGGCGUGCGAGCGCGGCGGCCCCGCGCGGCAGCUGUCCGUGGACCACGAGCCGCUCCGGGAGCGCGCCGCCGUCGAGGCCCGCGGCGGGUUCGUGACGGAGAUACACGGCGACGUGCCCCGCGUGGACGCGCAGCUGGCGAUGUCGCGCGCGUUCGGCGACCGGGGGCUCAAGGACCACAUCAGCUCCGACCCUGACGUGGCCAUCGAGGACGUCGGCGCCGGCGCCGGCACGGAGUUCGUCGUCCUCGCCAGCGACGGCCUCUGGAAGGUGAUGUCGAACCAGGAGUGCGUGGACGCGGUGAGGGGCACCGCCGACGCCCGGAAGGCGGCGGCGGAGCUCGUCGGCGAGGCGCUCGAGCGAGGCAGCGCGGACGACAUCGCCUGCGUCGUCGUGCGCCUCCACUGAUCCCAGCGUCGUGCUCGUGCAUGUU
Messenger RNA from Oryza brachyantha (malo sina), 934 nucleotides. RefSeq names its product probable protein phosphatase 2C 58. Gene Ontology annotation, cellular component: nucleus; cytosol. Gene Ontology annotation, biological process: protein dephosphorylation. Bases 1 to 909 code for a protein of 302 amino acids. The record is from RefSeq and is a predicted model, not a curated record. NCBI's taxonomy places the organism in Eukaryota, Viridiplantae, Streptophyta, Magnoliopsida, Poales, Poaceae. The transcript has a single exon. Gene Ontology annotation, molecular function: protein serine/threonine phosphatase activity; cation binding.